Molecule: messenger RNA, 1251 nt
Organism: Gongylonema pulchrum
Lineage: Eukaryota; Metazoa; Nematoda; Chromadorea; Rhabditida; Gongylonematidae
Source: the annotation of a GenBank genome assembly
AUGAAGACAGGUGCACUAAAGCACCAGUUAAGCCAGCACUACUCUCACCACUGCAUACUAAAAGCAUUUGCAGGCUGGCCGGGUGUGAAAAUCCGACUGACCAGACGAGGUGCGGAGCAUAUAAAAUCCGUGGGUAUAAAGAUUCUGAACGAGGAAAUCCCCAGACUGAGCGGAUUUAAGAUGCAACAUUCUUUUUCAGAACGCGGUGUAACGGGGGAUGUGCAGCUAUCCGAUAUUCGAGUCUUGCGUUAUUCACCACCUCAGUAUACCUCACUGGAAUUUGUGCCACCUGCCUAUCUAAUUCUUCAGACCAGUGGAAUAGACAUCACGUUAGCCGGUCGAUUUACGGGUAUCGUUGCGCUGCUACCGGUGAGCGGUUCGGUAACCGGCGACAUACGGCGGAUGACCGUUCGGUUGAGAACUCAGUUUAAAACGGCACCGGAUGGACUAAUGCAAGUCAAGGUGAUUGAUUGUUUCACUGUCGUCGAAUACAGUCAUUUCUUUAUCAGUGCUGAUGGCCCGUUGAACAGUUUCGUCCAAACGAUUGAGCGGUUAGCAUACACUGAUCUGAGUGAUCCAUUCCGUACAAUCGAUACUGUUGAUAAUUUGGUGAUAGAAAAACUUCUUCGUCGAUUCAUCAAGGGCUUGUACGUCGAUAAUCGUAACAUCGCCGAUCCAAUCAUUACACCGGAAUAUUUCGAAACACAACAAAAAGGUGAAAUCAGAUACAAAGGCGAUUCUCGUCCAACUCCCUUCAAUCCACCUCCAAUGCGAACUGGAAACGACUCCUCCAGAAUGCUGCACUUCUAUGGGUCGCAGUACCUUUUCAACUCUCUCCUGUACCAUGCCUAUGAGGACGAUCGUAUGAUUGUUGAGGCAAGUAUUGACGAAACGGUACUGCCACUGGAAUACAAGUCAAUGGUCCGAACGAGUUGCGGUAGUACUGCGACCGCAAAUGACACCUUCAUAUCGUCGCUGUGUCUGGGUACACUAAUACCUGAAAUAGCUAAUCGCUAUCCAAACCGAACCUCUUCAUUUCUACUUCUGCCACAUCAAGUGCCCGAGUUUCAGUUAUCUCAUGGUGUCGGCUCAAUUGACCUGAAAAGUCGCAUACUGACGCAUAUAAGUGAAGGACGCCGAAAACGACAAGUAUUAAUGAGUGCGGCGGAUCUUCAAGCAGAUUUACGCUUACUUAUCGAGAAUCAGAAGUUUGCAGCAGCUCUGAAACUCAACAAAUUUGAUAUCAGGUAA